GCGGCGGCUGAUUUGCAAUGACCUCCGGGGAAGCGUGGCUACGGGACCGGAAGAACCUCCGGUUGCCAGGGGAACGCCACGCGCCCAAGCGCCUGCCCAGUUACUGAUGAGCCCACGGAGGCCGAGGCUCAGGCUCCCGUUUCAUGUCACCCAACUUGUAGACGCGGCUUUGCUCAGGACCAGGAUCCUUUCUAUCGAGACACAGACAGGAAGGCUGAGGGACUCACACACCAGCGCUCCAUCCCACAGACGGAUACGAGUGAGCGCAUCCAUUCCUGUUCCGUACCAGCUCCCGGGCCCACAGAACUCACCUCCAAGACUAGUCAGUCGUUUCUAAUGCGUGAGAGGUGGAAAAGGAGACGUGAAAAGGAACUCUCGUUUAUAAAUAUUUGAAUCACAUUAUGGGAUUACUAGACAGACUUUCAGCCUUGCUUGGCCUGAAGAAGAAGGAGGUUAAUGUUUUGUGCCUUGGGCUGGAUAAUAGUGGCAAAACAACAAUCAUUAACAAACUUAAACCUUCAAAUGCUCAAUCUCAAGAUAUAGUUCCAACGAUAGGAUUCAGCAUAGAGAAAUUCAAAUCGUCCAGUUUGUCUUUUACAGUGUUUGACAUGUCGGGUCAAGGAAGAUACAGAAAUCUCUGGGAACACUAUUAUAAAGAUGGACAAGCCAUUAUUUUUGUCAUUGACAGUAGUGAUAGAUUAAGAAUGGUUGUGGCCAAAGAAGAACUUGAUACUCUUCUUAGUCAUCCAGAUAUUAAGCACCGUCGAAUACCGAUCUUAUUCUUUGCAAACAAAAUGGACCUUAGAGAUGCAGUGACAUCUAUUAAAGUGUCUCAGUUGCUGUGUUUAGAGAACAUCAAAGAUAAGCCAUGGCAUAUUUGUGCUAGUGAUGCCAUAAAAGGAGAAGGAUUGCAAGAAGGCGUAGACUGGCUUCAAGAUCAAAUCCAGGCUGUAAAGACGUGAAGAAAUAGUGUUUGGAAACCUCAACAGUUGUCAACUCAUGGAAUAUAUCUUAAGGCAAAGUGAAUACUGUAAAUUUUUUUAAAGAUAUUUGUGCAUCUAAGAAUACUUUAUAAUAUUCUGCUUGCAUUUAUGGACUCUAAAUGAGCUUUAUAAGAACAUAGGACUUCAGGUAUGCUAAUCUGGCCAUUAAUUAGAUGAAAACUGAAAAAAAAAUUAUAUGAAAACUAAAUCCUUAGAAGGGCUCCCCCGAAUUAACUUCUUGGUAAAGGUCUACAUUUGAUUGUAAUGAGAAUGUCUAAAGUCAGAUUUAAAAUCCAUCUCAAUAUCUCAUCAUGAAUUAUAUCUUUAAUGUAUUUUAUUUUCUAAAUUGUCUUAUAAAAACUUAGUUUAUGGUAUGACUUUGUAGUAUGAUUGUGCUUGUGUAAAAGAACUUACAAUGGACCAUGAAUAAUUAAUGUAUAGUAGAUUUUUACUAUAUGUCACCAUCAAUAAAACAUAAAAUGUAAUAUACCAACUAGUGUGCUUUAUGCUGAAAAGAUGAAUGCUAUGUUAAUAUCUUAUUUGGUGUUUUGCUGUCAAGCAUUUGUAAAUUAUCUGAGACCAAGUUACACUGAAUUUAUUUAUCCAGUGAGUAUGUAUUGAACAUCUCUAUAUAAUAAUCUGCCAUUAUCCUACAUAAUGAUGAUAGAAGUAAAUAAGACAUAUUCCUUAUCCUCAGAGAACUUAAAAUUUAAUGAGGGAGAAUUUGAGGACCUUUUCAUGUAUUAUGUUUAAUUUUAUUUCAUUGGCUGUACGAAAAUAUUGCCUAAGAUUAAGCGGUAUAAAAAUGAAUUAAUGUGUGAUUCUUCAAUAAUUAUAACUAAUUUCUUCCUUUAAAAUGCUUUCUUUUAGAUAGUAAUUUGCUAAAAUAGAUUGUGACUCACCAAACUAUGUUUUUUCUGAACAUAAACUGCUAAUAAAUGUUCUUUAGAAUUUUA
Molecule: messenger RNA, 1939 nt
Organism: Hipposideros armiger (great roundleaf bat)
Lineage: Eukaryota; Metazoa; Chordata; Mammalia; Chiroptera; Hipposideridae
Gene: ARL6
Product: ARF like GTPase 6
Exons: 9
Coding region: 402-962 (186 amino acids)
Molecular function (GO): GTPase activity; GTP binding
Source: RefSeq, a predicted model, not a curated record